Molecule: messenger RNA, 965 nt
Organism: Prorocentrum cordatum
Lineage: Eukaryota; Dinophyceae; Prorocentrales; Prorocentraceae
Source: the annotation of a GenBank genome assembly
GUAUCGGCGAUGCGGCGAGAUCCUCCGACCCCAUCUACUCGGACCCCAUAUAUGAGGCCUCUAGUGCUCCUCCUCAAAGUUUGAUGAUCUCGUUUAUUCCCCAACAUCGCCCACAGUUCUGUUGCCCAGCGGCGCGCGACCCCAUGGCCGAGGACGCCAUCAACCUGAUGCAGGACCGCUUCGGGGUCCUGCGCGACGAGCGGCUCAAGCGCGUCAGGCGCAUGACCACGGAGAUCGUCACGGCAAUCGUGAACAAACAGACGGCCACUGACGACGACGGCAAGAAGGCCAAGGCCAAGCCCAAAGCCAAGCCUGGGUAUUCGAUGGGCCAGGCUGAGGUGAAGAGGCAGAUGGGCUGUAAGGACACCGGAGACAAGGGCAUUGCGCAGAUGAAAGACGUGAACGACGACAUCGCCUGGGCCUGCGGGGUCCUGGCGCCCCUGGGCGUGCGGAAGGACAUGACCCUGGUGAUCCAGCCCCCGCCCCGCCUGGCCAUGCCGGUGCUGCGGGGCCUGCAAGAGGCAUCUGCGGCCGAGGGCGGGGAGAAGCUGGUGAGGGAUGCGCUGAAGGAGCCCGACCUGGGCCUGGGCAAGCUCGUUAACGGCCUCCGCCGUCACGCCAACCCAGAGGUGGCGGCCAUCUCCAAGGAGAGCUGCUGGACUCGUGGAGGAAGCUCUGCACUAAGAAGCCGCGCAGCAGCGAAGCUGGCCCCGCGUAGAACAUCCUGAGCUGCCCCGCCUCCUCCCCGCCCUCGCCCUGGCACUCCUGCUCUCGGCCCCACUCUUCCUCUCCUGCGCGACUCCCGCCCCACUCUCGCGGCCGUGGGGGCGCUCUCAGCUGGGCGCGGCCCUCCUCCCGACUGCGUGCAACCGCCCCGCCAGGUGCUUUGCUGGUGGAGGGUGUUUUUUUUCCUCUGGUCGCGCAGGGCAGGCAGACGGCGAGGGGGCGGGGACUCAUCGGCAGGG